Aspergillus wentii DTO 134E9 is the source of this 1023-nucleotide messenger RNA. Its product is annotated as putative Ras family GTPase (Rab4b). NCBI's taxonomy places the organism in Eukaryota, Fungi, Ascomycota, Eurotiomycetes, Eurotiales, Aspergillaceae. Gene Ontology annotation, biological process: regulation of endocytosis. The coding region runs from base 1 to 1023 and encodes 340 amino acids. Gene Ontology annotation, cellular component: endosome. The record is from RefSeq and is a predicted model, not a curated record. The transcript has 4 exons. Gene Ontology annotation, molecular function: GTPase activity; GTP binding.
AUGGCGCGUCAGAGGGGGCUUUCGAAUGUCUCCUCCACCUCUUCAUUUCCAGAGGCAAACCAGGAGUUAGAAAGCAUGUAUGACUACCUGGCCAAGGUUAUCCUUCUUGGACCAAGCGGUGCUGGAAAGUCCUGUGUGUUACAUCGAUUUGUUAAAAACGAAUGGAGAGUGCUAUCUUCACAAACGAUCGGGGUCGAAUUUUCCUCAAAAAUAAUUAAGCUAGGCUCAGGCUCGCGACGUGCACGAAUCAAACUACAGCUAUGGGAUACCGCUGGCACGGAAAGAUUUCGGUCUGUCUCUAGGUCCUAUUAUCGAGGAGCUGCAGGAGCUAUUCUCCUCUACGAUGUCGCAUCCCAUGCGUCUUUCACCGCCCUCCCUACAUUUUUGAUGGAUGCGCGCGCACUUGCUUCCCCAAAUCUCACGGUCAUGCUGGCUGGGAACAAAGCAGAUCUCGCAUCCGAGUCUUUGCCACAUGCUGAAUUGAGUGACGACGGAGUAAAACCCCCACCAACACCAUCCAGUACUUCCAGCAAGCAAUCAUAUUUCCCGUUUGACUCGGGGGGUAGCUCUUUUCGUUCCGUUAACAACAUGGGUGUGGAAACAAGGAUGACGGCUUCAUUUGCGCCUGAAGGCCGCGAGGUCGGUGCCGAAGAAACGUCUCAUUGGGCUGCUAAAUCCAACAUUCCCGUCGCUGUCGAAGUGUCUGCCCUUACUGGCGAAGGCAUAGAGGAGCUCUUUAACCGGCUGGCCCGGAUUAUUCUUACCAAGAUAGAACUUGGUGAAAUCGACCCUGACGACCCUCAAAGCGGAAUCCAGUACGGUGAUGGUGGUUUAUAUGGCCACGGCACUAGUGACGCAUCGAGCAUUCGUAGCCGGAUGACACUUGAUGACAGUGCGACCCAAUUCCAGCGUAGAAACACAAGAAGAAAGGGCGGGACAAGCCGGAAAGGUGGAAUAGGGGAAUGGGAAGAUGUCUUCCGGUUGAGCGGAUCGUAUCAGAGGAAAAGCAGAGGGUGUUGUUAA